AAAAAGGAGUAAGGCAUUGCCAAUAUUUCAGACUACCCAGUGUGUAAUUCUGCGAUGAUACAGUCACACCGCGAAACCGAAUCCAAACCGAUCAAAGCCUGGAUACGUUAUCUCCAAUGGCACGCCAUAGGUCGGAUAGGAGUCGGUUUUGUCGGUGUGACUAGAGCAUAAUACUCCGAAGUAAUCCUUAUCUUCCCUUGCGAUAUGGGAAUGGGUUUUAAACUUUGAGUCGAGUGGGGAGAUUAUGAAGUCUUGUCUAAGUAAUAUUUAGCCACUCCGACACUCAGUAUCACCUGAAGCGGGUCUACAGGUGGUCCUAGCCUAGGUGGUUCUUGGAGAUCUUUAGAACCUUUUCUUGUCUGGAGUCUGUAUUUAAUUGAAUCAAUAUAGGCCUAUACUACUACCUUAUUUGGACUGGUAGAAUUGCAGCACAGUCUUCCAAACUGUGGGCAAACUAGCUGAAUGGUUUCAUCUUCAUCAGUUUCUUGAUUCUAUCGACACAAACAUCAUGUCUUUGGAACGAACGGGAGCAAUGACCACUGUGGUCUUGAUGAUUGGGUUUCUCGCUAUGUUAACCAUCAGCUCGCAGGGCGUCGUCGCCGACGAUGCACCCCUCUCUGCACCCCUUGGAGAUUCUUGGAUCUCAAGCAUCAGAGAGUUUGUUAAAAGACAGGCGAGUGAUCCAUCAGAAACCGACCUCUCAGAGGUAUCGCCGUCUCCCCUUGUUCCUUUAGACAGUGAAGUCCAAACCACCACAACUAAGAAACCAAAGAAGAACAAGAAGAACAAAAACAAGAAGAACAAGAACAAGAAGAAAAAGAAAAAGUCGACACCAGCACCAAUGACCACUAUCUUGAACUUAAUGGAAACGGGAAAGAUCGAUGUCCAGGAUCACAUGGAAGAUGAUGAUGAUGAUCAUUACGAGUCUCCAGGAGAAAACAUCACUUUAAAUGCCUACCCAGAUGUGGUGUAUCUGUAUGAAGGACACAACGGUACGAUUGAGUUUAACUUUACCAACCUACUUGGACCUGUUAUUCUGGAAUUUGAGAGCGAGAGCGAAAAGAUUUUUAAGAUCGUAAGUGAUGACCGAGUGGUCUUUGACCCAGAGGAUCCGUCUCAUAACGGAACUUUGGUGGUUACACUGAAAGGUGGCAAGCUAGGCAUCACGAAACUCAUUGUCCAUGUUACCGAUAUGGAAGAUGAAGAUGUCUUUGAUACCAAGAUGACUUACGUAGUCAAAACGAAAAGAAUUCCUCGACUGAUCGAUGUUAUAUUCGAUUUCCUCCUGCUUCCCUUGAUCUUAAUCACCACAGCUGGUAUGGGGUGCAAGAUGGACUUCAUCAUCAUCCGCGAUAAGCUCAAGAAACCAUUUCAGAUUCUGGUCGGUCCAGUCUGUCAGUUCAUCUGCCAGCCCUUUUACGCCUUCUGCAUCUCCAAGAUUCUAAAGCUGAGCGGUAUCACCGCCGUUGGUCUGGUCACAGUCGGGUCGUGUCCGGGUGGAGGCGUCAGCAACAUGAUCACCCUCCUCCUGGAUGCCGACCUCAUCCUCAGCGUCACCAUGACGUUCACAUCCACCUGUCUCGCAGUCGCGAUGCUUCCCAUCAACAUGCUCAUCUACGCACGUCACUUCCUGUCAGAAGAAGGUGGAGGAGUCAACAUCCCCUUUGCCAACAUCAUGAUCCAGAUCAUGAUGUUGACCGUCCCAGUCCUGUUCGGGAUGCUCAUCCAUUACAAACUUCCCAAGGUCGCCCACUACGCCAUCAAGUCUCUCAAUGUUCUAUCACUCACCAUGGUGUCUACAACGCUCAUUAUUGGUAUUUAUUCCAACCUCUACAUCUUCAGUUCAGAGUGGCAAGUCUUGGUGGGUGCUUUCCUUCUACCGACGUGUGGAUACAUUACUGGAUUCUGUGUGUCAAAGUUUAUAGCUCGGUUCCCGAUGGAGUCUGCUCUGACAAUCAUGGUUGAGACAGGGGUGCAGAACAACCUGAUUGCCAUCUCAAUGAUCAAGCUUUCGUACCCUCAACCGGAAGCCGAUCUCAUGGCCAGGAUGCCCAUCUUUGUAGCCAUUUCAUCCAUCACCAUUGGUUUAAUCAUGAUCUGUGCUGCUGUGCCUAUCAACAGAAGGAGACGCGCAGAGAGGAAGCAGAAGGCAGAGGAGGUUCAGAAAGAACUGGAUGACAGAUAUGACAAAUACGAAUACGAGCCCACGAUAAGGAACGGAAGCACAAAAGUCACCACCAACGGCCAUUAUCCUACCACUCCCGACUCCGAGGUGCCCCCUUCUUACGAGGAAGCAGAGCCCUUCAUUACACACCAGAAAAUGGCCAAAGAAACAAUAGUAUAAUCAUGUUAAUCAGCCGCUCUGGAUGCUAUAAAUAUGAAACAUUGAGAGUGAUGUUGUUGAAACCUGUUGCCAGACGAAAAUCAGAUGUGAAUAACUUCUCAGAUUUUCAAGCCUUGGAAAUGCUGGAAGCAAUCCCGCAUCGUCAAGUUGUAGAAGAUGAUCGCUUCUCUUCGUGAUAAGCGUCAUGGAUUCGUCCACCGGGGAAGCUUUUCUUGGAGGGAAGAUUUUGGAAAGUAUGUUAAGAGGGCUAUAGAGCGGUCAUGUGCCCCUAAAAUCAAAUAUUUGACUGUAAUCACCUGCCAUUUUAAAUCAGCAUUAAAUCUAUUCAGAUGAACUCAUCAGAAUAUACUUGCUUGAUAUACGUAAUGAACCAUCUAUGUAAGUUGUUAUUCUCCUUUUGGUUACUUAUGAAAGUCUAUCUAUUUUGUCAUCGGAUAAUUUGCUGACACUGGUCUUUGUAAGAAUUCUUUUUGAUAUAUCUUCAUCUUUUGGGCUCAACCAAUUGAACUCUUCCGUCGAAUUGAAUCACAGACAUCCCUUUGCUGAUUAGGUGUAAUAGUUAUUUUACUACAUGAUACGAGGAUGAUGAAAUAACGUGUCUAUUCGUUAAAAUUUUCAUUAGACUCAGGGUAAGGGGGCGGAUGCAGAAUUUUCUCAAAGGAGGUGCUCUUUUGUUGCGGAACAAAUAAGGGUCAUCAAUCCGGAAUGAAGGGGAUUUAUGUCAUGAAAUAUUUUACAAGCCCCAAAAAGUCUUCACUUGCGUAUAUGCACAACCUUUUCCACUAAAAAUGAUUUUUUUAUGGCUCUUAAAAAAAAGGGGGGGGGGGUACGGACUGGAUGUGCCCCCACCUGGAUCCGCCAAUGCUGAGGGUUAUUAAGAACAUAAGGUUGAUAGGAAAACAUUCGAUGUAGUCAGGGGCGGGGCGCUAUGAGGUGAGGACAGAUGAGGGGGUCGCCCUUAUGAUUUUUCAAGUAGUGAAAAGAAAAAAAAUAGGGGGAAAAAGGAAGAAGAGGAAGAAAACGGAAGGAGAGUACGAAAUAUAAAUUCUAGGUAUCCAAGUGAUUCUAUUUAAAACAAAAGUGACCUCCCCUUUAGGGUCAUCUUGCCCCCCCCCCCCCCCCCAUCAAAACAUUCUGGCGCCAACUUUAGAUGUACGUGUUAUAUUUCCAAUGAAAACUAACGUUGGAGAAUAUUUCAUUUUGAAAAACAAUUGGCAAAAAUAGAAUAUAUUUAUCAGAAUUAUUACUGUUGCGCUGACAUUUCAAUUAAGCAAUCUAUCUUAGUAUGAAUAAUUUAACAUAGCCCUUAAAAAAUGGGUUUCGAUUGCCCGAAAGAUAUGGUUUAUCAUAACAAAAAUGAAAUGGGAAAGAUGGGAAUAGCAACUAAUGAGUUCGUUUUAAACAAUAAAAAAUAUUUGUUGUGGGUAUUUUAUCAAAGUGAGUAUCAUUUUGCUAUCAUUGCGUCGUGUAUCCAUCAAUGUAUUUUAAGCUGUAAUAUGAAUGAUUUUCAUCACAACUUAUAUCGAGAAAUAUAAUGUACAUUUCUAUCAAAAUAUUUUCCUUUUUUCAGUGGACGACUAUAUCAAAAUCACAAAUGAAGAAAAAAAAUAACAUUGAGUACAAUACAAUGUUUGGCAAGGAUGGAAAAGGGCCGAGGGGUGACGUCAUUUUUAUUUAUUUAUUAUAAUGCUACCCCUCUCCGGCCCUUUUAAGGGGGUGAUUUACUCCCUUUCCUCUCUUUUAUUUUUUAACUGUUGAAAAUUAAAUUAAUAUUUGGAAAUGGUCAUGAUGGUAAGUUUCGAUUGAUAUGGUAUUAUCCCAAUAUGAAAUAAAAGAACCAUUGAAUGCAAUUUAGGCCUAUAAUUUACGACGUUAAUAAUUGUGAAUCAACUGAUGUGUAUCGUAUACAUAUAUGAAUUUGUUAUUAUUAAGGUCUUAAAAUUAUUUGUAAAGUAUCGGUGCUAUAUUAUUGGAAGAUAUCGAAUAAAUAUUUUAUUGCGCUUUGAAUAA
This is a messenger RNA of Lytechinus pictus (painted urchin), 4354 nucleotides long. RefSeq names its product sodium/bile acid cotransporter 5-like. The transcript is spliced from 4 exons. The record is from RefSeq and is a predicted model, not a curated record. The coding region runs from base 509 to 2344 and encodes 611 amino acids. NCBI's taxonomy places the organism in Eukaryota, Metazoa, Echinodermata, Echinoidea, Temnopleuroida, Toxopneustidae. Gene Ontology annotation, cellular component: membrane.